This is a messenger RNA of Suillus paluster, 1004 nucleotides long. RefSeq lists its product as uncharacterized. Lineage: Eukaryota; Fungi; Basidiomycota; Agaricomycetes; Boletales; Suillaceae. The record is from RefSeq and is a predicted model, not a curated record. The transcript is spliced from 2 exons. Bases 1 to 753 code for a protein of 250 amino acids. Gene Ontology annotation, molecular function: protein binding.
AUGACUUCCAGCUCAGCACGGCCGCAUGCUGCAGUGGUGAAUAGAGCGAUUCCGAAACCAGUCAUGACAUUAGAGGGUCAUGAACGUUCUAAACCAUUCACUCAGGACGAUAGCGAGGAAGACAAUAUCGAGGAAGACGUAGCAUUCCAUGUUUCAUCCAUCGGUUACUUUCCGGAUGGCGAACACAUGAUCAGCGGAUCUUGGGAUAAGACCCAAGUAUUUGCGGUGGCGGUAUCAAGAAAUGGCCGAUGGUUUGUCAUUACCAGUGGAGAUGAGCUCAAGGCCUGUGGUGUUGGGACAGGGGUUGUGGCGACGUUUCAUCCGAUCGCCUACAUCGAUAUCUCGGCGGACAGCACGCUACUGGCGGGUGUGUCAAGGGAGACUACUAUUCGAAUAUGGAGCUUGGUCACUGGCAAACUCGUGGCUGGUCCAUUCGAAAUUAUUAAUGCUGGUUUGGUAGGCGCAGUUCGAUUGUCCCAAGACUCAAAGAAGCUCGCCGUUAUGUCACCUGUGGGGAGGAGCAUUGAGGCAUGGGAUGUCCAGACACAGAAAUUUAAAUUCGAGGACCAUGAGACUGCCAGGAUAAUAACAUAUGCGCCAGUGUUCUGGACAACGAAAGACGAAACCAUCGUAGCCGCAUUUAACUUCAAGGACGAGACUGCCCAUGACGAGCGAUCUAUGAAUUCAACGUUUCGACGCUGGAGACUGUCGAUGUUCCCUUCGACGGGCACACUAACACCAUCUAUGGUUUAGCACUGUCAUUUGAUUGUGCUCUCCUCGCUAGUGCUUCUUUGGACUCCACCAUCAAGCUCUGGGCCUUCAAGUCCCGCCAGCUCCUCGCCUCAUCUGACCUUCAUGAUCCCUGGUGCGUUGUCCUCUCACCCGACUAAAUCUCCCGUGUAUCCCAGGACUUUGGGCCGGCGGAUGACACGUCGGUGACGUGGCCGGGCGAUGGUUCAGACGUUCGAACGGUAUGAGGUUCGGGUCGUCUGAGCAGAUGAAAC